Messenger RNA from Prorocentrum cordatum, 1980 nucleotides. The record is from the annotation of a GenBank genome assembly. Lineage: Eukaryota; Dinophyceae; Prorocentrales; Prorocentraceae.
AUGGGCUUUCACCACACAAUUUGCAUCGCACAGCGCUCGCAUUACGCACCACAUAGCUUGCGCCAGAUGCCUUGCGAAUCCGCAUUGCAAGAUGACAAACGUGUGGUACAUACACAUAUGUGUAUGUGCAUUCAGCUUCUUGCGGCAAACUCCACGCGUGGCCUUUUGUCUCAAGGUCGGCAGUUGAGUGCCACAAGGAGCCCCUCUCCCGACAGGGGCGUGGGCUUCGGCACGGAGAGGGGCCCCGCAGGAAUGAAUACGGAACCACUGUUGGGAGCAGGCAGGUGCCAGUUGCCCGCGGAUGGGGCUGGAUGCUGUGUUGCCUGGGGCUCCUCCUGGUACCGAUCUUGGGCAACGACUUUGACAAACGAGUAUUUGUGUUCACCUAUAAGUCGGCGUGCGCUCUGGAAGUACUACGGUAUCGUUGUGACGUUGUUUCUUAUUUUGGACAUCUUCUACGGCCUGUCGAACACGUCACUCUCAGGUCACUGGUGGUGGCGUGGUUUGGUUUCCUUUUAUCUGUCCGAGUAUACCCUGGCACUGUUGUUACUGCGCCUUCCCGUGACGACGUUGAAGUCAGAUGCGGUAGUGCUUACGUUUUCCACUCUUCAGUUGUAUUGGUGUGCGCUGAGUCUACGAAAAGACCUGGUAAACACUUAUCUUUUAGGAAACACGUUCGCCGUAGGCUUGACGUACAAAGUUUUUCUGAGCCAUGCUGCUGGUUUCCAUUCUCUUCUCGUCAUUGUUCAUGCUAUUUUCUGCUCAAUGCUUGCGUAUGUCCUGCUCUCCAGUAGCAUAGAGCCUGAUGCCUUCUGCCAGAUCGGAAUGAUCACGAUUGUUAUGACCCUUUUCGAAUUGCUCUUGGCUUCGUAUUUUCGCGAAUUGAAGGGGCAGCUAGUCGCCAUGCAGACUUUGCUCGACGCAGCGACCGAUGGCUACUGUACAGUCAGGAGGCAAGUGGGAACCAUCUCGCACGUCAGCGAUAGUCACCAGCUUCUCUUUGGCGCAGACCUUCGGGGAAUGCAGAUCCUGGACGCCGUCGGCUCGGAGGACCACUGGAAGGUCGCACGCCUGUACGACGGCAGCCACUGGGGCGCGGCGGAGCCAGUGCUGGCCACGUUCAUCCAGGCUCUCGGGGAGGGGUGCCAGGCGCUGGAGUUCGACGCGCGCCUGGUGCCUUACCGAGUCACUGGGGCGGACAUACACAUCAGCUUCCAGAGGGUCGGCGAGGUGCGGAUGGCCAAGAAGGGGCCUCGCCGAGGAGGCCGCGGGCCCCGAGGGGCCGGGCCCCUCUGGCGCCGGCGCGCUCGGCUGCGGGCGCCCGCGCUCGGAGGGCCGGGAUGCCGGCCGCCUGCUCUGUCCCUCGCCACUUUGCAAGAUGGCGUGCGUGCACAGCUGGUGGCGGUGGAUGAGGGCGAGCGCUCGCCGUUGCAGGACGGCGCGCCUGGCAGUGGCGCAUCCCAGGGCGCUGCAGAGACGAUAGAGGAGUUGCAUAUUGCAUUCGAUUCUGGCCACCCAAGCUACCUCAUUAGCGAUGGCGAGUGCAGCCGUCAUCUGUUGCCCCGUCAGGGGCAGCUGGCACGCUGGUUCCCGCGCUCUGCGCGAGCCCAGGUCGAGAAGUGGAUCACUGAUGCAGUGAACAGCAGUGUCGAGCCUGGGGUGUGUUCAACGUAUCUUGAACAUUUUGAGCUUGUCAUCCCCCCAUCACCUGCGAUCAAAGUCGUAGCAAAGCGAGCGUUCAUCAUAGCCGGGGACCCUGAGGAGAACGACGCUGGUGCACUCUCGUUACCAGCCACGUUGUUCUUGCAGAAUGUGGUGAUAUCGCGGAGGCAUCGUUACACUACCCGUGCCAGGACUGACUACAUGCAGGAUCUAUCCACAAUCGCGGAGGACUUGCAUUCCGAGGUCGAGGAUUCUUUAUCGAUGAACAGCAGUGAAGGUGUGAGCCCAUCUGACAGCGCGUCGGUUGUCAUGAUGUAA